Messenger RNA from Ricinus communis (castor bean), 1757 nucleotides. RefSeq lists its product as uncharacterized. The record is from RefSeq and is a predicted model, not a curated record. Lineage: Eukaryota; Viridiplantae; Streptophyta; Magnoliopsida; Malpighiales; Euphorbiaceae. The transcript has 9 exons. Bases 80 to 880 code for a protein of 266 amino acids.
UCUUCUUGAUAUUACUGCUGACAUUUCUACUGUAACAGAAUCAGAAAAACUCGGAACCGAAAGAAAAGAAGGAAAAACGAUGGCAAUUCCAAUAUUAGCAAUUGGAUUAAGAAGUGCGUUCUUGGCAUUAUGCUGCGUAAUGAUAGCCACUCUCGUUUACACCAUCUCCAUUGAUGGCCUUCCCUUCCGCAGAGACCUCCUCACUCCAUGGAUGACUGUUACUCUCGUUGAUUUCUACAUCAACGUUGUGCCUUUCGCUGCUUGGACUUACUACAAGGAAUCAAAUCAUUUUACUGCGGUUAUCUGGAUAAUUUUACUAAUAUGCUUUGGCAGCGUUACAACAUGUGCCUACAUUUUUAUUCAAUUUCUUAAGUUAUCACCUCAAGAGUCAUUGCAAGAUCCAAUGUACUAUGUUCUACUGCAGCAUGAUACUAAGGAUGGAGUGGGACAAAAGCAGAAGAAUCAUUCUUCUGUUGUGCCUGCAAGGAUUGGUUUCAGCAUUUUGGGUUGUCUGAUGGCGGCAACUUUGGUCUACACUAUUUUAACUGAUGGUUCCCCUUUUCGAAAAGAACUCUUUACUCCGUGGAUGGUUGCAACACUAAUUGACUUCUACAUCAACAUUGCAGCUCUUUCAGUUUGGAUUGCAUACAAGGAAUCAAGUUGGCUUCAUGGAUUCUUGUGGAUAAUUUUAUUGAUUUGUUUUGGCAGCAUUUCUACUUGUGCGUACAUAGUAAAUCAGCUGUUGCAGCUUACAUCUCAAGAUCCACUCUACCUAGUUUUACUGAAGAGGGAUAACAGCACAAUCCCUCAUUUAUCUUUCCAGCACAUUCCUAUCUCCUUCAGGAUCAAUUGCUGCUGCUUCAUUUUCAUCACCACGUAGCAGUGCAGGUAAAAACAACCCAGCUUCUGUUUCCUGAGACUCAUUUUCCAGCUUACUGUGACUCGUCCAAAUACAGCUCAACAAAUUGGAAUGCUUGCAUAAUACUCUUCCCUUGUAGAUUUCAAGUUGUCUGAGAUCAUUUUCGCAAUACUCAACUACCUUUAGCUGCGCCAAUACUCAUCAGUUUGCGACUCAAUUUUAUACUGUAAUGCUUCAAGCUCAUCACAAGUCUUUUCUUUCUAAAAGCCUUAUACUGAAAUGCAGGUCUCUGGGAAGCAAAGUAGACUGGUCCGUUGCUUCUUUUCUCCUAGCUUCAGCUUGCCCCGAAUUGCAAAUCACCAAAACUGCUUCUAUGUGUCUAAUUUUCCCUAUCCAUAUCUACAUACAUUUUCAUCUCAUCGUGAGUCAAGCCCUCAAAAACCUUGUUUAUCUUCGUCAAUUCUACACCAGGAUUGUUCGAUAGGUUCCAUAACCUGAUCUUUAUUUUGUUUUCAGAAUCUCAAAACUCCUUUUCUAUUUUUGUUCUCCCAUUCUUGUAAUUCAGAUAUUGCACGUUCUCUAGCCAAGAUGGCUAGUUAACUCUUUAGCAAUUUGCCUUUACAAGUGCCUUUUCUUCUCCUCUUUCUCUUUUUCAACUUUUCAACUUUUCAACUCCUGCAAUCUUCCUCUCUUUCUCUUCUUCUCAGCUUCAACUGACAAGAAGCUUCGUGGCAACAUACCACGAGCAACAAACCUUUCCACCUUCUUCCACACCACAAGUUUCUUGUCAUUUCCGGCGGUGUUAGUUUUCUUGGCAUCCAAAUUUUGGUAUUUAUUACUUCAUGAAUUAUGUCGAAUUCAAUAUAUCGACAUUGAUAGAAGAAGUGUUGGUUGAGGA